AUGUCCCAACUUGAUCCUUUACCAAAGGAGCUCCCAUUUCGCAUUGUAUCCAAGACUGUUGGCCGAGGAGCCUAUGCUUCUAUCAAAAAGGCAAUCCCCCUAGAUACCACGAACCCUGUGUUUGCCGUCAAGCUCAUCCACAAGGGAUACGCCGUCAAACAUGGACGCAUAUCAGCAAAGCAACUUGCCAUGGAGGUAUCUCUCCACUCCCACAUAGGUCAGCAUCCAAACGUUAUCGAAUGGUUUGCAUCUGGGGAAGAUGCAGUCUGGCGCUGGAUAGCCAUGGAGUUCGCAGAGGGCGGUGACCUAUUCGACAAGAUUGAAGCUGACGUAGGUGUCCGUGAGGACAUUGCUCAACUGUACUUUGUCCAGCUUGUCAGCGGCGUCAGUUUCAUGCACUCCAAGGGCGUGGCGCAUCGAGACCUGAAGCCAGAAAACAUCUUGCUCUCCUCAGAUGGAAGUCUGAAACUUGCAGACUUUGGUAUGGCAACCAUGUUUGAAUACAAAGGGCAAAGGAAGACGAGCUCUACACUUUGUGGCAGUCCGCCGUAUAUUGCUCCGGAAAUCCUCGCCUGUGGCAGGGUUGACAGGAGGAACCCCAAUGCUGCGAAGUAUUCGUCCGAUCUGGUCGACAUUUGGUCGUGCGGUGUGAUUCUAUUCGUGCUUCUUGUGGGAAAUACGCCAUGGGAUGAACCGUCAUCGAACAGCUGGGAAUUCGGCGAAUAUCUCAAGACGUCCGGGCACAGUUCAGAUGCCCUGUGGGAGAGGGUACCGCCAGAGGCAUUGUCGCUCUUGCGAGGCAUGAUGUCAAUAGAUCCGCAGAAACGGUUUACUUUUCGGCAAAUACGGCAACACCCUUGGUAUACACGACACAACCCCCUCCUGACAGCUGAUGGAAAAAUCACGGAUCCUAUCAACCUCGCUACGCAAAUGCUAGAGAACCUUCGCAUCGACUUCAGCCAGCUACCUUCGGCCUCACAAGGACAAUACUCAUCUACUGACGACAUGGAUGUUGACACCGGCCUCAACGCUGGCAAGUUUUCCUCUACGCAACCUGAAGUACCCAUCAUUGAUCGAGAUUGGGACUGGGAACGACCAGUCUUGCGGUCCAUGGCUGCCCCUGCCUCGUCGCUGCCUCCCCGCUCUGCUGAUGCCCGCCGCAUGGUCCUGGAAACGCUUGCCGACGAGCCUUCCAUGUCCCAAUUCUCUCAAACACCAGGUCCGUCCAUGACACUCACACAGCAGGCCCGUCGAUUCCGCGAUAUUUGCCCUGCCGAAUCCCUCACAAGAUUCUUUUCCCACGUCCCCCCAACGCACUUGGUGCAGAUGCUCAGCGAUGCCCUCCAUCAAUUAAACGUUCCUCUUGCACCGGUCACGCCAAACCUGUAUGGCAGUCCCAUGGCCAACAUCAAAGUGAAGGCACUCGAUGGUAGGCAGCAGAGCUUGCACGGCGACAUUCAAAUCGACAAACAGCCGCUGCCUGACGGCAGUGAGGUCUUGGAUGUGCGUUUUGUCAAGAUCAAAGGAGAUCCGCUCGAGUGGCGCCGAUUCUUCAAGAAGAUUGUGGUGCUGUGUAAAGACGGCGUAUAUGUUCCAGAAGCUUAG
Messenger RNA from Pochonia chlamydosporia 170, 1605 nucleotides. RefSeq names its product serine/threonine protein kinase. Bases 1 to 1605 code for a protein of 534 amino acids. NCBI's taxonomy places the organism in Eukaryota, Fungi, Ascomycota, Sordariomycetes, Hypocreales, Clavicipitaceae. Gene Ontology annotation, biological process: protein phosphorylation; mitotic G2 DNA damage checkpoint signaling. The transcript is spliced from 3 exons. The record is from RefSeq and is a predicted model, not a curated record. Gene Ontology annotation, molecular function: protein kinase activity; ATP binding. Gene Ontology annotation, cellular component: cytoplasm; site of double-strand break; nucleus.